This is a messenger RNA of Eublepharis macularius, 4139 nucleotides long. Its product is annotated as complement component C6-like. NCBI's taxonomy places the organism in Eukaryota, Metazoa, Chordata, Lepidosauria, Squamata, Eublepharidae. Bases 185 to 2986 code for a protein of 933 amino acids. Gene Ontology annotation, cellular component: membrane attack complex. The transcript is spliced from 18 exons. Gene Ontology annotation, biological process: immune response. Gene Ontology annotation, molecular function: protein binding. The record is from RefSeq and is a predicted model, not a curated record.
CUGGGCUCAUUAAGAGCAGACAAUGUGAACACAGAAGCAAGGGACUCGUUGUCUCUUCCAAGCAAAUUCGGUAUUUUGUGGCUUCCCACACGUGGUUUUUGAUCCAGCCGGGACUUAGGUUUAUGAUCCUUUCCAUUAUUUCCAUUCCUGACUCCAUCUUGUCCAAGUUUGACCAUUUUGAAUUAUGGGAAGAACCGGCUUGGCGUUGCUUAUCCUCCUGAGUGUUGAAAUUAAAGAAAGCUUAGGGUGCUUCUGUGACAAUUAUCCUUGGAGUUCCUGGUCCAGCUGCUCAAAGACUUGCAAUUCUGGAACUCAAAGCAGAUCGAGAGACAGGAACUACGAUGACUAUUAUUUCAAGUAUUCUUGUGGCAUGUUGUGUACAUGGAGUGAAUCUCGGGCAUGUAGCCAGCAGUCAUGCCCUAUCAACUGCCAGCUCAGUGACUGGGGUGCCUGGUCAGAAUGUGAUCCGUGUGUUAAACAACAAAUUCGUGUCAGGUCUCUGCUCCACCCAUCUCAGUUUGGUGGUCAAGCCUGUACUGAACAGAUGGUAGAUUUCCGGAAGUGCUUCCCAACAAAAUUAUGUAACAUAGAGGAAGUUAAUUGUGAGAAUAAGUUCCAGUGUGAAAACGGACGCUGCGUUUCCAGAAAAUUAGAAUGUAAUGGAGAAAAUGAUUGCGGAGACAAUUCUGAUGAAAGGGAUUGCCGGAGGAUAAAGGCAGCGUGCAACAAACCAGCCCGUAGCCUGCCCAGCGUUCAGCUCAUAGGCCUCGGGUAUCAUCUAAUGGCUGGAGAAAGCCGAGGAGAAGUGCUGGAUUAUUCCUUCAAUGGAGGGACCUGUGUCCUGGUGAAGAGUGAAAGGACUACAUUUCGUGUGCCUGCAAACCUGGAGGCUGUCGGUUUUGAGGUGAAAAAUGAAGAAGAUGAUUUGAUAACCCAUUACUAUUCAGACCUAAAAUCCUUUGUACAUGGUAAAAGCGUAAACAGUUAUUCUGCAAAAAGCAGUGGAGGCUCUUCUGGACUCGCACCUUUUUGGGGAACAGUCCAAAACCAACAAUCAACCUCAUCUUCUGCCUUCCGUGAAGCAAUCAAAGCAUCCCAUACAAUGAAUUCAAACUUUAUUAGGAUCCAUAAGGUGAUUGCAGUGUCCAACUUCACAGUGAAGCCAUCUGACCUGCAGCUGUCUGGCGUAUUCUUAAAGGCCCUCAACAGCCUGCCUCUGGAGUACAACUAUGCCCUCUACAGCCGGAUAUUUGAUGAGUUUGGGACUCACUACUACACUUCUGGGUCACUGGGGGGCAAAUAUGACCUUCUUUAUCAGUUUAAUGAAGAGCAAACAAAAACCUCAGGUUUAACAGAGAAAGAAAGGGAAGAGUGUGUGCGGACAGAAACAAAAAAGUACACUUUCUUUUUUAAGAACACAGAGGUCACUUAUCAUUGCUCCAAGAGUCAAAUGACAGAGCGCUAUGAAGGUUCCAUUUUGAAAUCAUCUGAACGGUCUAUUUCCCUGGUAAAAGGAGGGCAGGCUCAAUAUGCUGCAGCUUUAGCCUGGCAAAAGAAAGGGUCUUUCCCAGGGCAAACUGUCUUUUCUGAUUGGCUGGGCUCAACAAAGCAAAAUCCAGUUGUGGUUAAGUUUGAGGUGGCCUCCAUUUUGGAUUUGGUAAAGAACAUUCCGUGUGCUGUAACAAAACGCAGAAAUCUCAGGAGGGCUCUUUCAGAAUAUACUGAGAGAUAUGACCCAUGUCGGUGUGCUCCUUGUCCCAACAAUGGGCAGCCUGUUUUGUCUGGAACUGAAUGCCUCUGUGUGUGUCAGGCUGGAACUUAUGGCGAUAACUGUGAGAUACGAGCACCGGAUCACACAUCAGUUGCAGUAGAUGGUUACUGGAGCUGCUGGUCUGCCUGGAGUCCCUGUGAUGCCACUUUUAAGAGGCGAAGGACCCGGCUGUGUAACAACCCCACACCCCAGAAUGGAGGAAAACCUUGUGAAGGGGAAAGGGAAGAGGAAGAAGAGUGCUAUGUCUCAUUACUUGCAGACAGGGGGGCUCCGUGUGUAAAUGACGAUGAAGGCCGAAGAGAGAUAGAAAUGUACGAGCCUGAAUCUGAAUCUGGAUGUCUGACGCCAAUACCACCAGAAAAUGGAUUUAUCCGGAAUGAGAAAACUUACUACUCAGUUGGAGAAGAGGCCGAAGUCAUCUGCCUGAAUGGACAUGACCUCGUAGGGUACCAGUUCCUUAGGUGCCUUCCAGACAAAACAUGGAAUCAGCAUGGUGUCGAAUGCCAACCGUCAGCUUGCUCCAGGCCGUUGUUUUCUGAUGCCAUCUCAAUUUCCCCAUUUAAAUUUCAAUACCAGAUUGGGGAAACCAUCCAGGUGAGCUGCCCAGAUGGUUUCAUUCUUACUGGACCAAAGAAAUACACCUGUGGGGAUGACCUUUCCUGGAACCCUCCUGUUCUGGAAUCACUGUCUUGCAAGAAACGUGAGCAAAUCAGUUCCAGAGGUAACUGCAGGCUUGGACAGAAAGAGGUGGAGUCCCAAUGUGUGUGCAUGUCUCCCGAGGAGGACUGUGAUCUCAGCUCAGAAAACAUCUGUGUACUGAAUGUCACAUCGGAUCAAGCCUUUACAAAACCUGGCUGUCAGUAUCUGGCAGAGAAGUGCAGGGGAGAGGAUCGGCUCCAUUUCCUCCAUCUUGGCCCUUGCAAUGACAACGCCGAUUUGAACUGGGCCAUUGCGAGGGCGAGUCUUUCAGCAAACAGCACGAGGAAGGAGCCCUGUGGUUAUGAUGAGUGUUAUGAAUGGGAAACAUGUUCAGAACACCGAUUGGAGUGUAUCUGCUUACUUCCAAACCAGUGCCCAAAGGAUCAGGGCCAGUUCUACUGUAUCCAGAUUGGCUCUGGGCGUCGAAAGAGGACCUCCACCCUCUGUACCUUGGGGGCGAUGAAAUGUGCCAAGAUGAGGACAGAAGUGUUGUAUCCUGGGAAGUGUUUGCCUUAAAAUGGAACUGAAUGCCUUCACUCUUACAGAAGGAAACAAACAAAUGUAUUUCAGUAACAUUCUCUCUAGAAUAAAUGUCAGUGAAUGUUAACACUUGGUUAUGUAUUUAUCACACUUAUUGAAAGAUAUAUAUUCUUUUUUAUGCUCCAAUGGCACUGAAUCACUGUGGUGUAGUGGUUAGCAUGUGAGAUUAGGACCCAGGGAAACUUGGGGCAUUUGAUCUGGGCAACCUUGGGCUCAUCUCUCUCUCUCUCUCUCUCUCUCUCUCUCUCUCUCUCUCUCUCUCUCUCUCUCUCUCUCUCUCUCUCUCUCUGAAUCUUCCUAACCUUGUGAGGAUAAGAAGGGGAAGGCAGAAACCUGUACAAUUUCCUUGGAGGAGAAGCAGGAUCAAAAUCAAAUAAUAAUAAAAUAUUGGAAGAGUCCUUGGUUCCCUCAGUUUUGUUAAUUAGAAGUUACUUCACAGUGUUAUUAGCUAUUUAAAAGGGGGAAAGACAACUGCCAAAUUUUGUUUCUCUUUUUUUUUGCCAAAUUGUGGUUCUGGGGUGAGGUCAAAAAGUAUUACACAUUUUUUGUUCUUGUUUUUGGAUUUUGUGUGGACCAGUAUGGCUGUACAACUUUUUCUACUUCAAGGAUACCUAAGUUCAGCCAAAAUAAAGAGAGGGAAUUGUUAAUGGAAUAAAAGCAGACGUGUACUCAAAACAAGAUAAUACUACCUAAAUUGGUUUUAAUUGACUAUAUUACCUUGUGCAGCACCUUAAAUUAAACAUUUGUUAAUAUCGAGACUAUAAGUACUUCCUAUGGCUCUCAGCCUACAAGGGAACUGUGAUCUCGAUUGGCAACUGAGAUGAUUUCUGGAUGGACUUUGUGUUUAUAAUUAAUGCAGCCUCCAAGAGACCCUGCUAUAAAUCUAUAUUUUAGCAACAAAGUAAAGAAGCUAAUUGUCUAUCAGUGUGGUGUAAUGGUUAGAGUGUUGAACUGAACCCUGCUCUGCAAUGGAAGUUCACUGGGUGACCUUGGGCCACAUUAGCUGAGUUGGGUCCCCGUUAGGGAGAAAGGCAUGGUAUAAAUGAAAUAAAUAAAUAAAUUUCACAAAGGAUGCCUGUAAGAUCAGAUGUUAGCAUUAUAGCCUGAGGAUUCUGUUACCCUGUCUUUU